AUAUUAGGCUUAACUCGUAAGAAGUGGCCUUUGGCAAGGAGGCAGUAAUGGGCUGCGCCUAGUGAUUUUAUCCCCAAAAUUUCGGGCGGGAGCGCUCUCAUUUUCUUUGGCGCCAACAAAUUUGGGCAAGCUCUAGCCUAGUACAGUACUCCUGCUUGGCGAGAGAAGGACGGAGAACCAAAAUCUUGGGGAGGUAGAAUGAGGAAGCAGAAUAAGAAGAAGACGUACCCGAGCAGAAUCCGAUCGUCCGGCGGCCAGACCACCCUGCAAUCGUUCCUCUUCAAGCCCAGAGCUGCCGAUGGGGAACCGAAUCCCUACCCGCCGCCGCCGCCGCCGCCGGUAGCGGAGGACGACGAGGUUCCGAACUCUCCGCCGGCGCCGCCGAAGCGGGAGAUCGUCAGAGUCACCAACAAGACCAUCAGGGAGAAGGCGAGCGCGUUCUCGUCGGUGGGCUCCUCGGCGAGGCGCGGGGCCGACGCGAGCGCUCUGGACGCGGCGGUGUUCAGGCGGUUCAACGGCUCGUCGCCCCCGGCGGCGAGAGCCGCCGCUGCGGAGGCGGGGGGCGACGCGGACGACGGCGGCGUCCGGCUCGACGUCGAGGACAUCGCGGCGGGGAGCCGCCGCUGGGAGUCGCGGAAGCGGAAGGGGCCCUUGGGAGGCAACGAGGGGCGCGCGAGCAGCAACGCCGGGCACGUGGUGGUGCUUGGUGAUGACCCGAAGCCGAGGCUGCCGAAGGCGACGAGGACGAGGGGAAGGAUCGCUGGCCGCGGCGACGGCGGCCGUGGCCUGUACAACCACUACGCGAACGGCGGCGGGCUGUGGCAGGGCGAGCAGGAGGGCGUCGAUGGCGAGGAGGUCGGGUGGACCGAGGACAUGUGGGAAGGCAUGGGCUCCAUCACGCUCGGCGGCAUGGAGUGGCACUAGCUAGCUGGAUUCAACAGCCGCCGCUCGGCGGCAUGUCAGUCAGAUCCCAGUUUGCAAGUAAUGACGUGUAAUGUAAAAUUCCAUGAAACCAGUCUAGCUUUGUUUCAAGUUCCAGACUACGUUAUCCUGCGUUAAAACGUUCGUGCAAUUUAUUAUGGCAAAGAAAAGACUGGUUUCAAUAAUAGCCGCGGAUUUGAAGAA
This is a messenger RNA of Hordeum vulgare subsp. vulgare (domesticated barley), 1125 nucleotides long. RefSeq names its product WASH complex subunit 1. The record is from RefSeq and is a predicted model, not a curated record. The transcript is spliced from 5 exons. NCBI's taxonomy places the organism in Eukaryota, Viridiplantae, Streptophyta, Magnoliopsida, Poales, Poaceae. Bases 199 to 924 code for a protein of 241 amino acids.